This is a messenger RNA of Puccinia graminis f. sp. tritici CRL 75-36-700-3, 2790 nucleotides long. RefSeq names its product Cullin 1. The record is from RefSeq and is a predicted model, not a curated record. Gene Ontology annotation, biological process: SCF-dependent proteasomal ubiquitin-dependent protein catabolic process; protein ubiquitination. Gene Ontology annotation, cellular component: SCF ubiquitin ligase complex. The transcript is spliced from 14 exons. The coding region runs from base 219 to 2534 and encodes 771 amino acids. Gene Ontology annotation, molecular function: ubiquitin protein ligase binding. Lineage: Eukaryota; Fungi; Basidiomycota; Pucciniomycetes; Pucciniales; Pucciniaceae.
UAGGGUUUAGUUAUCAAGCAGGGCAGUCAAUCUCAGGCAGAUCGACCGACGGUCAAGAGCGUCAUCCACAACACCUCAACAUCAAAAUCAACAUCAAAAUCAAGCCCAUCUUCAAUCGAGCCACACAGCUAGAUACUUCACACAGACUCAUCACUGGUCGUCGACAGUCCCCAGAUCGACUCAACCAUCCAGAAAAGUCAUUCAAGCACCAACCCAACAUGGCUUCAUCAUCCAGAACGAUCACCAUCCUGCCCACACCCAACUCGCUCCAGGAGAGUUGGAACCUCCUCAGAGAAGGGACCGACCAGAUGAUGACUCGACCGGAUGAAGGGAUGUCGUAUCCCAAGUAUAUGCAACUCUACACAAUCAUGUACGAUUAUUGUACCUCCUCUAAACUGAACUCGAGUGGGACUGAAACCCUUCAAGCGGCGAACUCACUCAACAGGAGUCAGUCAUCAUCAACUGGCGCGAAUUUGAUGGGUGCUGAUCUCUACAAAUGUUUGGAACAAUACUUUGUGGAACACGUCAAAGGGAUCUGUCAAGCGUCCGUCGAACUUGAAGGCGAAAAGUUUCUCAAGUACUACACCGAGCAAUGGGAUCGAUUCACAACAGGGGCCAGUUUCGUCCAUCGACUAUUCACCUAUCUCAAUCGACAUUGGAUCAAACGAGAGAAAGACGAAGGCCGCAAAAAUGUCCACGUAGUUUACACGCUCGCAUUGGUCAAUUGGAAAGAGUAUUUCUUUGUCGACCUUCAGAAACAGAACAAAUUGACCCUCGCUGUACUGAGCUUGAUCGAAAACCAGAGGAAUAGCGAAACAAUAGACCCUAAUCUCGUUAAACGUGCGGUUGAAUCCUUUGUCUCCCUUGGACUGGACGAAAGCGACUCAAAUCGCCAGAAUCUGGAGGUCUACAAGGAAUCAUUUGAAGUACCCUUCCUACAAGAAACCGAACGCUACUACCGAUUCGAAUCUGAGUCCUUCAUUGCCAAGACAUCUAUUCCUGAUUAUAUGCGAAAGGCCGAGAUGCGAUUGAAAGAAGAAGAAAAUCGAGUUGACAUGUACCUCCAUCUCAGCUCGAGGCGGAUGCUUGUCACAACUUGCGAAACCGUACUAGUCAAAGAACAUGCCGAACUUCUACAGGAUGAAUUUGUGAGGCUACUCGAAAAUCAAAAAGAAUCUGAUCUCAGCCGAAUGCAUGGUUUACUGGGACGUAUUCCAGAGGGGCUUGACCCAUUACGCGCUCAUUUUGAAGUUGCCACUAGGGAUAGUGGACUCUCGGCGAUAGAAAGCAUUGCCGGAGACAAGCCUGACGCAGUCGAACCUAAAGCUUAUGUGGACGCGAUCUUAGGAGUUUACGAAAAAUACUCGGACUUGGUUAAGAAGUCCUUCAGGGGUGAAGCUGGAUUUAAUGCCGCACUAGAUAAGGCUUGUCGAGAGUUCAUUAACCAGAAUGCAAUCACUGGCAAAUCUAGCCAGAAAUCACCCGAGCUUCUGGCUAAGUACUCUGAUCAACUGUUGAAGAAGACCAACAAAGUUGGCGAAGAAACCGACUUGAAUAUAGCUCUAGUCCAAACUAUGACUGUCUUCAAGUACAUUGAAGCCAAAGAUGUCUUCCAAAAGUUCUACUCAAAGAUGCUUGCUAAAAGACUAGUAUAUUUUCAAUCCGCAUCAGAUGACGCUGAAGCGAGUAUGAUUAGCCGGUUGAAAGACCAAUGCGGGUUCGAUUAUACAGCCCGGAUGCAGCGGAUGUUUUCAGACAUGGCACUUUGCAAAGAUUUGAAUGACCAGUUUAAGGAACGAAUGGCUCAAACGCAUCCUGCCUCUGAUCUUCAAGUUGAUUUCCAUGCACUUGCACUGGCGACGGGAUCUUGGCCACUACAAGCUCCCACCACCGGGCUGACGAUCCCAAUCGAGCUUGCGCCGACCUACGAACGAUUUUCGCUCUAUUAUCAGAAUAAACAUUCCGGGCGAAAGCUCACCUGGUUAUGGCAACUGUCGAGGAUGGAGUUGAAGACAAACUACACGAAGAUGAAGUACACGUUCAUGGUCUCGAGUUACCAGGGUGCAAUCCUUUUACAAUUCAACGUCGGCGGUGACAGUCUUUCCUACUCGGACAUUUCUAAGGGGACGGCCUUGGAUGAUGCGACCCUUAGACCCACUCUGGCUUUACUCGUUAAACAGAAAGUGCUGACCCAGGAUGAUGAUACAUAUGAUUUGAACUUGGAGUUCAAAUCCAAAAAGAUCCGAGUUAGUCUCAAUGCACCCAUUAAGGCUGAACAAAAGGCCGAGUCUGCUGAUGUUAUGAAGACCGUCGAUGAGGAUCGGAGGUUGCUCAUUCAGGCGGUGAUUGUCAGGAUCAUGAAGUCUCGAAAGACUUUAAAACAUCAAGCCUUGAUUCAAGAAUCGAUUGGUCAACUCGCUUCGCGCUUCAAGCCCGCGGUAGUAGAUAUCAAGAGGGCGAUCGAGACGUUGAUCGAGAAGGAGUACGUUCAACGUCAGGAAGGAACACGCGAUGUGUUUGAAUAUUUAGCUUGAUUCUCUACUCAUGCUUUUUCUUCUUCUUUUUUUUUUCUUUUGUGGAAGGUUGUUCUUAAUAUGAUAAGUCACAAUAUUUUGGUCAAACCAGAAAAAAAAAAAAAGUAAGAUCAAUGAAGGUGAUGAAGGCCAGAAAGAAGUUGUGUACAUAUUCCUGCUCCUACUAUUACCUUUCUUUUAAUAAAUGCUAUAAAUAUAUUCCUGCUUCUUUUCAUGAUACUCUAUGUUGUUCUCAGGUGAGGAAUAUAUCCUGGAA